ACCUUAUCUAACCUACAUGGAAUUAAGAUAACAUUACUUACACGUCAUAUCGCUCAAGUUGUUCCCUUAAAACUAUUGCGUGUGACAUUGCUAUUCUCAAAACUCAAGUGUAUCACGUCCUACGUUUAAUUGUGUGUCGCAUGGGAAAAUGUUACUUGGAGCAAUGACAAACCUCAACCAUAAUGUUUUGAUGGCUUCAGACAAACAAACAAGCUGUAAUUCCAUGAAGGGUGAAGGGAACGUACCUAAACAGGCAGCCCCUGCUAAUGGAGCGCCUAUCUCGCAGCAGCAGAGCUACAAGAUGGCGCAAGCAAUAUUUGAAGUGCUUGAAGGCAUGGACAACCAGACAGUGCUGGCGGUCCAGUCUCUGCUGGAUGGCCAAGGCGGAGUUCCAGACCCAAACAACCAGAAUGUCUCUGGGACAUCCACUAUCCAGUCCAUGGACGACGAGGACGUGUUCCUGUGUGGGAAGUGUAAGAAACAGUUCAAUUCUCUGCCAGCCUUCAUGACACACAAGAGGGAGCAGUGCCAGUCUAGUGCCCCCUCCCUGUCCACAGUGUCCUUGGCCUCCACGAAUGCCUACACACCCGUCCCGUCAAUCAGCUCUGGACCACAGACUCCUGCCAACAGACAGGUAUCCACCUACAUCACAGUCCCUCCCUCUCCUCUGACACACACUCUGGUCCAAGGCAACGUGCUGGUCAGUGACGAUGUUCUUAUGUCAGCUAUCUCAGCCUUCACCUCCAUCGACCAGCCCAUGGCCACCAUGCAGACACCUAUACAGAGUAACCUGAGCAUGCACACAGCUGGUGUAUCUUACCUGCAGCACCAUCACCACCACCACCACCAUCAUCAUCAUCACCAGCAGCAGCAGCAACAGCAGCAGUCCUCCCACACCCUGCCCUCUGGCCAGACACCGGCCCACUCCCUGCCAGGUGGACAGCCUGCCCAGCAGCCGCUCUCUUCACAGGUCCCAGCGAGCCACAGCAACUCAGUGGUCCAGGUGUACAGCACUCUGCCCCAUAUGGCUGGGGGUGUUGGUGCAGAGAUCCACACCCUGGGUCUGCAGCCUUUCCAUCCUGUACAAGUGCCCAGUCAGUGUGUGGAGAGCCAGUCAUUCACCACCCCUCCUGUCUACAGCCCCGGGAAGCAGAGCACCAAAACGAAGAUCUGCAGCAUCACCACCAACCUGCCAGAGCUGGGCGACUUUGAAAAGGUCAUCAUUCCCAAACGACCAAGGAGUAGUAAAAAAAGCUCAGACGGAGCCACAGCAGAGCAGCUGAAAGGAAAAGGUCCAAAGCUGAAGUGUAAUUUCUGUGACAAAAUCUUCUCGAAAAACUUUGAUCUUCAGCAGCACAUUAGAAGUCACACAGGAGAGAAACCGUUUCAGUGCAUCGUCUGUGGACGAGCUUUUGCCCAAAAGUCCAACGUGAAGAAACACAUGCAGACACACAAGGUGUGGCCUAUGGGUGUGGCCAGCACGGUGUCAAGGUUACCAAUCACAGUAAAGGUGGUACCAGUGUCAUCCAAUGAGGAGGAGGGGGGCCGGGAGCAGCAGCAGCAAGGUGAACCAGAGGAGGAGGGGUCACAACAGCAGAACAGUCAAACACAAGCAGAAGAAGAGGCAUCUCAAACAGAAGUUCCAGGGGAGUUGGAGGAGAGUGCGACUGAGGCUCGGGCUGAUCUGGAGGGCAGCCGAGGGGAAGCCGUGCAGAACGGGCAUCCUCAGGUACAGAUGCUGGUGCAGUCCAACCAGAACCAACAGUGCCAAGCUCAGACCAGUCAGAUAGUUGUGAUAGACAGCUCCUACCAGUGCCAGUUCUGCGCCAGCAAGUUCAAGAGCUACUUCCAGCUCAAGUCCCACCUGACCCAGCACAAAGGGGAGCAGGUUUAUAAGUGUGUGUUGAAGUCCUGCUCCCAGACCUUCCAGAAGUUGGAUCAGUUUCUGGAGCAUAUCAGGACGCACCAGGAGCAGCUGACCUACCGCUGCCACCUCUGCAGCAAGGUGUUCCCCUCGCUGUUUGAACUGGGAGUCCACCAGUACUCCCAUUGCUUCUGCCCACAACAGAACACACGCAAGGAAACCGCCGUCUACAGGUGUGUAAAGUGUCAAAGCAGAUAUUCUACUCAGGAGGCACUGGAACAACAUCUGCUGACUGCCUCACACAACUUUCCCUGCCCACACUGUCAAAAGGUUUUCCCGUGUGAAAGGUACUUCAGACGCCACCUCCCCACUCAUGGUAUUGGAGGGAGGUUCAAGUGUCAGAUCUGCAAGAAGGCCUUCAAGACAGAGCACUACCUCAAACUACACACACGUAUUCACUCAGGUGAAAAGCCAUACAAAUGCUCUCUCUGUGAGGCGACGUUCAACAGGAAGGACAAAGUGAAGCGACACAUGCUCAUCCAUGAACCCUUCAAGAAAUACAAGUGUCCCUUUAGGACACAUGUAGGCUGCACCAAAGAAUUCAACAGACCAGACAAACUCAAGGCACACAUUCUGUCACAUUCUGGUAUCAAACCCUACAAAUGUCUGUUUUGUCAGAAGGCAUUCAGCCGCAGGGCUCACAUGCUCGAGCAUCAGCAGUCCCACACAGAUAACUACCGCUUCAGAUGCUCCACUUGCAACAAGGGUUUCACCAGACAGAGCUACUACAGAGAUCACAAAUGUCCUGCAGCAGUGAACGGGACAGGAGCUGAAGGAGGGACUGGAGAGGCAGAGGGAGACAGGGUCGUAGGAGUGCCGAUGACAGAGGAGAAGGAUGGAGAGGAUGAUGAGAGAAGAAGCAGGUUCACGAGCAAAGCAAAAAGGCCAGGGACUGGGGGAGAUGAUGAGGAUGACAGCUCAAAGGGCAGCCAAGAGCAGGUGGAAACACAUGGGGAGGAAGAGGUCGAGUACGAGGAGGGAGAGGGGAGGAGGACUGACGAGGGUUGUCAGGCUGCAAUGUCUAUCACAACCAUUGAAGGGCAGACGGAAAGAGAAGAGGAGGAGGAGGAUGACGAGUUGGAACAUGGUGGCGAGACACUGGAGCAGAUUCAGAGCAACGACCAAAACUGUUUGCAGCAGCCAUGUUUGUAGUUUUAAACAUCAUCUUUCCUGGACAUGGACCAAACAAAAUCAAUUAUCCAUUAUUUAAAAAAAAAAAAAAAGUGUCUAGGAAAUUGUUUCAUUAUUUGUUUUAAAUUAAAACGUUAUAUAACUUAUACACCCUGCUUUUACUUCUUUUACUGUAAUAAAAAUGAAAAAUGUGAAUAUAGCGUAUGGCAUAUAGCGUAUGGCAUCAACUGUGUUAAUGAUAAUUAAAAGUAAAAAAACA
Siniperca chuatsi (mandarin fish) is the source of this 3314-nucleotide messenger RNA. It is a transcript of the gene znf341, whose product is annotated as zinc finger protein 341. The transcript is spliced from 17 exons. The record is from RefSeq and is a predicted model, not a curated record. Lineage: Eukaryota; Metazoa; Chordata; Actinopteri; Centrarchiformes; Sinipercidae. Bases 149 to 3076 code for a protein of 975 amino acids.